This is a messenger RNA of Trichobilharzia szidati, 3232 nucleotides long. The record is from the annotation of a GenBank genome assembly. Lineage: Eukaryota; Metazoa; Platyhelminthes; Trematoda; Strigeidida; Schistosomatidae.
AUGGCAUCUGUCGACAGUGGGGACGUAGGGAAUAUAGAUGCCCUUCUGAGAGCCGCAGAAAUAUUAGAGAAGAAACUGUACAGUAAAGGUGGCUAUGACACAGCUGAUGCACUCCGUAAUAUUAGUGUGAGCCAGUUUGUCGAUUGGCUAAAUUCUGGAGAACAAACUGACGCUGAAACAACUCUGGAUAAUAAUAUUGCUUCAACUAUCCAAGUAGAGCUUGCGAAUCUCAUUCAAAUGUCAGGAUGCCAAAAAGUCAGUGAUUUCCAAACGGCAUUUGGAUCUGGUCACAAUGCAAAUUCUUCAAAAUCAAUAACUCUGAGUUAUCAAGAUGAUGAUCCCGCGUUCAUAUAUCAUCCUAGUAACUGGAAGCACUGUGAUACGUCACACCUGAGAUCAGAUUGUAUUUCUUCAAACGUUUCGCCAAAUCACUAUCGUAUACUUACAGCUGCUUCAGGCGUUAGCCAAUUGUCAGAAUCAUCACUAGUGGGAGGAACAGGAGAUGAACCUGAUGGACUAUCAAAUACAAGUGAUGACGUUUGUAUGGACAACUCAAGUCAGGAUAGUUUCUCAGGCAACUUGAUAUCUGUUCGUCCUUCUGCAAAUACGUUACACGCUCUUAACUCAUCUCCUGGUCCUGAAUGUAAUGGCAAUGUGGAUGCUGUGUACUAUAAAUCUCGUUUAAGAUCAGCUUUAUUGACACCAUAUUCUCCUGGCUGUGAAAUACAUUCCAAUGAUACUCAGCAGUCAAGUGAAUCCUCUCAUAAAGAUGCAUCGGUUACUAAUUUAUUGCCUACACAUCAAGCGACUACUGGAAAUAUUGUGUCAGGAGUGUGUUCUAGUCAAACAUCUCCACAGAGAAUGUCUGGAAGCGGUGAUGAUUCGGAUCAGCUAGAAGCCAAACGCCAAACACCUGGAAGCCCUAGAAGUAUUACAACUCUGCAACAACAAACCUCCUGGAGUGCACCUCCGUCUGUCUCAUCGAGUAGUUGUGCUACUCCAGAUAAAGAGUUUUGCGAUAUCCCCACUCAAAUUGAUACUCCUCAACUUGUUUAUCCAAAUCGUCCAUCACGAUUUAGCUGUUCAAGCCUACCUGUAAAGAAACGCAAAUUAGAUUGGAAACAAUCAAGCAGUAAUUCUUCUGAUCUUCAGUCACCUCACAAACAUCUAUUUCAAUCAAAGAAAGUUUUAACUAACAGCCCAUCUGAUUUUGUUACCACUAGUUCUACACUAUCCACAACUUUAAGUCGCAACUUUUUCACCUGUUCCUUGAGUAAAGACAGCAUUCCAGAGAGACGGCAGUCAGUUGGCGCUCUACCUGUAUCAAAUAUUGGUCACCAACUUCUUGCAUCAAAAAAUACUAUCCCUCUCCUGAGAACUUGUUCCGUUCCUGUAGACAAUAAUCAACCGAUUAUUGAUUCUCCUUCAAAACCACUGGAUUCUUUGGAGUUUCAUAAUCACCAUCCACUUGAAGAGAAAAAAUCGUCAAAAACGCACUAUCAGAACCAUUUUUCUGUACUAGCUCGUACACUGGCUGGUUCAGAUAAUGAUACUACUUCUAUGCAUUUGAUGAAGCAGUAUUCUUCUGAAUCAGUGGCACUGCACAAUAGUUCAGAUUAUUUGAAAAUUGGAAAAGAUAAUACUUUUCAUGACAAUAAAAAACAACUUUCUCUAGCAAAUGUUAAUUUGCAUAAUACUACCAAUUAUUAUGGCAAUAUCUCUAAUAAAGCCGAAGGCAUCUACACCUCUGAAUUUCAAGAUUCAUCUUCUGCAAUUGCCGCAGGAAAAACACAGACAACUGAUUUGUUGUUUCGUCCACCGCGUAAUACUUGGAAACAUCGGCAUAAUAUUCUUAAUAAUCAUGAUACAGUCAUUAACACAACCAAAGCACCUGCAUAUUAUACUUCAGAUUGUUAUCAGAAACAAGAUUGCCUUUCCAGAAUACUGACUCCUAAGAAUUCAGAUACAUCUCUAUCCGAUCAUUAUCACCAAUAUACUAACCGGUCUGAUGGAUCACCAAUAAUAGAGCGUAAACAAGGCGGUCUGAUACAGAAUCUAUCCUACGGUGAAUAUUUACCACAAUUAUUGAGCAGACAUACAACCAAAGAAGAUAGUUUGUGUACUGUGGAUACAUUGAACCGCAAACGUCCCAAUGGCAUAGACGAGGCUUCAUUGAAAGCAGAUGCUGCCUAUUCCACAUUUCAAAGUCACAGUAGAAACCAACCAUAUCAAAAGUCAUCUAAUGUAGUUAUUCAUCCUAAAACGCCUGAGUCUUCUGUAGCUACUAUAACUACUACUACCAACACUGUUGUUAAACCGUAUUUUAGUAAUUCUGCUAUUCAGACCGAUGUCAGGAGUGACAGUAAACUUGUUCCUGCAAAUUCUAGUCCUGUUGCAAUAGACUCUGGAGUAGUCAGUAAAGAACCAAUGAAUCAUUUGAAGUCUUCAUCUGUAGAAUCUUCUUAUAAGACGUUACCUGUCACCUUAUCAUCACCGUCAUCUAUUUUAUCGAAUCAAAUGAAUGUAAAUGGUGCGCAUGUUAUUAUGAUGCUGUCACCAUCAAAUACAGUUCCUACAUCUCUCCUUUCUUCAGUUUCAAAUCAGAUGAUGUCAUCGUCCUCAUCCAUAGCAGAUACUAAGCAAACACCAAGCAAUUGCACAGGCAAAAAGCAGUUAAUUAACUCUUCACACAUUCAAAACUUAAACAAUUUUGGAGUAAGUUUAAACUCAGGAACAUCAAAGUUUCCUUUACUUUUGGUGUCUGCUUCGUCGUCUGCUAGUGCAGCUGCUUUAGCAGAAGCUGCUGCAUUAGCCACAGGAGCUCCACCUACAAGUUUAGUACCUGUUCCUGUACAGGUUACUACCUACGUGCCACCGUCAAAAGAUCAGAAUAAUGGUGAUCAGAGGAAUAGUCAAAGUAAUAAUUCCUAUUUCCUAAAUGAAAACAAUAAUACCUCAAAUCAACAUUUUAUACUUUCAGUUAUGAUGAAUGAUAAUGAUGAGAAAUCACCUUCAGCGCCGAUGGGUAUACGACAGAUACCACUUGUUUUAAGUGCUCCCAUUUAUCCCUCACAUUCAAACUCCACUACCACCACAAUCACCAAACAUAAUGAUGCUAACAGUGCACAACGUCUUAGUCCUACAUCGGAAUCCAGUUGUAUCCCAUUUACCAUCACAUCCAGGGCCAGUGUGACCCCCCAUCAAACUGCAUGACUCAUCCACGAGAAUGACG